GGUCUGCUGGACGGCAGGGUCCGGUCCGCGCGAGCCGCGAUGGAGCUGCAUAUCCUAGAGCACCGGGUGCGGGUGCUGAGCCUCGCCCGGCCCGGGCUUUGGCUCUACACCCACCCGCUCAUCAAGCUGCUCUUCCUGCCCGGCCGCAGUCGGUGCAAGUUCUUCAGCCUGACGGAGACCCCCGAGGAUUACACGCUCAUGGUGGACGAGGAGGGCUUCAAAGAGCUGCCCCCCUCCCAGUUCCUGCAAGUGGCUGAGGCCACAUGGCUGGUGCUGAACGUCUCGUCCCACAGCGGUGCAGCUACAGCAGUGCAGGCUGCCGGGGUCACCAAGAUCGCCCGCUCGGUCAUCACCCCACUGGCUGAGCACCACGUGUCUGUGCUGAUGCUGUCCACUUACCAGACGGACUUCAUCCUAGUACGGGAGCAGGAUCUCUCUGUGGUGAUCCACACGCUGGCCCAGGAGUUCGACAUUUACCGUGAGGUGGGCGGGGAGCCUGUACCCGUUGGCAGGGAUGAGUCCAGCAACGGCUUUCCCCGUGCCCAGCAUGGGCCCAGCCCCACAGUGCAUCCCAUCCAGAGCCCCCAGAACCGCUUCUGUGUCCUCACACUGGACCCUGAGACGCUGCCAGCCAUCGCCACCACGCUCAUAGAUGUCCUCUUCUACUCGCACAGUGCCCCCAAGGAGGCAGCCACUGGCGGUCCUGAACCGAGCUGCAUCCCGUUCUUUGCCUUCUCCCUCAUUGAGGGCUACAUCUCCAUCGUCAUGGAUGCUGAGACCCAGAAAAAGUUUCCCAGUGACCUGCUGCUGACCAGCUCCUCGGGGGAGCUUUGGAGGAUGGUGCGCAUCGGCGGGCAGCCACUGGGCUUUGACGAAUGUGGGAUCGUAGCCCAAAUCGCGGGCCCCCUGGCCGCAGCUGACAUCUCUGCCUAUUACAUCAGCACCUUUAACUUUGACCAUGCACUGGUGCCUGAGGAUGGUAUCGGCAAUGUCAUCGAGGUGCUCCAGCGACGCCAGGAGGCUCUGGGCUCCUGAGCCCCGUGGCAGGGAACACUCUCCACUCGCCACCCCUCAGGCUUCUGAGGUCUUCUCUAAGCUAUCUCCUCAAGCUCUGGGACGAUACCCCCAUUCCUGCUGGGGGACCCUUCGUUCCACUCUCUGUAUGUAAGCUGCUUGCGGGCGCCGGCUCUCACCUGAACACACGUGUACAUCUGCACAUGGAGUAGGAAGGUGCUGGCCCAACUGCGUGUCUGCCCACACAGGGGAACACGGUGCUCAGGGGUUCCACCCAGAAGCCCCCCACCCAGCACUCUCUGCGUGGCCUCAGCAUUUGCACAGUUCCUGCCUGAGGCCCGAGCCACCCCCUCAGCCCCCUGGGUCGCUGUGCCUCUAGACGGGGCCCCUGAUCUCUGUUUUGCCUCUGGCUGGGUGGUCUUGCCUGGUCAGGCAAGUUCUGACAGUGUCGCCCUCCCAGGGCCUUUAAGGAAAGUAUUUUUGCAUCUCUCUCUGUCUUGUUUUUUUAUCGACUUGUUAAUAAAAGACUUUGUAGUGA
Orycteropus afer afer is the source of this 1552-nucleotide messenger RNA. It is a transcript of the gene CASTOR1, whose product is annotated as cytosolic arginine sensor for mTORC1 subunit 1. The record is from RefSeq and is a predicted model, not a curated record. Gene Ontology annotation, biological process: negative regulation of TORC1 signaling; cellular response to L-arginine. Gene Ontology annotation, molecular function: arginine binding. Gene Ontology annotation, cellular component: cytosol. Lineage: Eukaryota; Metazoa; Chordata; Mammalia; Tubulidentata; Orycteropodidae.